AUGGAAAACCGUCGCUAUCUUCAACAUAAAAAUGAUGGAGAAUGGGCAGCUGUAAUCAAUGCUCAAGCCGCCACGACUAAAUUUUUGCAAGAAGAAGAAAAGCAGCUUCAAGCGCUUUCAAAAAAGCUUUACAAAGAGGAAUUAGACAGACAAAUUCGUGAAAAAGUUUCUAAUAAAAUGCAAACUGUUGAAGAACUCAAUAAAGAACGCCAAUUCUUGUCGGCACAACAAAUCGCCAUGCAAAAUUUUGAGGCAAGACGAAGAAAUGAAGAUAAAUCAUUUCAGGAUGUUUUUUCUAGCUCCCCCUCCGUGAGCGUAAAAAAAGUUUUGUUUGCUUAUGGGGGGUUGUUAAUUAUUUUUUAAAACAUUUAUAUGUAGAUUUUAUAGAUUUUUUAUUUUCCGAAAUUUAAUAAAAUCCAAAAAUUUAUAAAAUUUAUGUUUUAAAGUGCAAGCUGCUUAAAACUGAACAGAAUUAGCUAGUAAUUUCUUUAUAAUCAUUCUCACUUAUAUAUCAAAUAUUUUUUCAUAAAAAUUUUGAUUUAAAAAACCUUUUUUUUUUCUCUCAUUGCUAAAAAAAAAAAUGGUUUUGCUCACUCAUGAAAGGGGUAAAGAAUACUCAAAUGAAAUUAGUGAAAAACAAAGAAAAAUAAAUCAAGAGCGAGAAGCUGCUAUUGCUAAAGAACAAGAAAGAAUUAGAAAGGCACAGUUUGAUUUAGAGUUCGAGCAGCAGAGAAUGCUAGAAAAUAAGAUGAGAUCAGUGAGUUUAGAAAGAGAAGCCCUAAUGAAACAACAAGAAGAAAAAAGGCGACUCCAAGAAUUAAAAGAAGCUGAAAAAUACAAAGACAAAAUCGAAAUCGAAAGAAACAUGAAAGAAAUGGAAGCUAAAGAGCGAGCCUUUAGAGAUUUUUAUAAUAAAAGACUAGAAGAGCAAGAAAGGAAAUUUAGAAAUUACAGAGCUAUCCCAAACGAAAAAGGGGUAUAUGAAACAGAAAUGAGGAAUAAAGAAUGAGAAAGGAUUGUUUUAGAGCGCGCUGCUUUAAAAGAACAAUUUGAAAGAAAUAUGAAAGAUAAAGCCAUGAGUGACAUGAAAACCGAAUUAAAUCGACAAAUUGAAGCCAGAAAAAGAGAGAAAGAGCUUGAAUAUUUAGAGAGCAUAAGGGAACAAGAAAGAGCAAGAAAUAAUGCCAGACAAGUGGAGUUUCAAAGUGCGGUCGAAAAUGAAAGACGAUUGAGAGAAAAACGAGAACUUCAAGAAGCCUUAGAAAAGCAAUUAACUGAAAAGCAAAGGAAUUUUAGAACACAAGAAGAAAUGGAUGAAAUUGAAAAGAGAUACAACAUGAAUAUAUUAAAAAGCAUUGAAAAGCAAAAUAAAAUUGCUUUUCCUGGGGUCCCUGGAAUUCAUAGUACUGAAUCACCAAUAAAGCAGCAAUUCGCUAAGGUUUACCUUAAUAAGGGAUAUGAAACCGCAGAAUCUUCAGAGAGAAUCUCACUCCCCCCCCUCGAAGUUCGACCAAGAUAUAGGGAAAAUUCCUAUUUUUUAGGAAAAUUAACCCCCCUCAAAGUUCGACCAUGACCUAUAUAAAUUUACUAGGAAAAUAAGCAAUUUUUCAAAAAUUUUAAACUAUGUGGGGGUGAGCUUGCGAUUUUUGUAUUCAAGUUCUAAAAAGCGUUACAAAACCAUCUUGCACUAUUUUUUCUAACCCUUACACCCUCUCAACCAUACAGAAGAAUAUGAUAAAUAUUUUUUUUUUUUUAACUACUAAAUUAUAUAAAAAAAAUUCUAUAUAAUUUUUUUUUUAAAAAAAUUUUUUCUUAACCCCCCUCGAAGUUCGACCAAGAUUUUUUUGGUCGAACUUCGAGGGGGGUAGUCAGUGAAUCAAUCAUACGAAAAUGGAAGGAGGGUGUCUAGAUCAGUUGGUGGAGAUCCUGUAAACCGUAGGAAUGUUUUUUAUUGGCCUGACCCUAAUCAGCAUAAUCCAAUCACAAAUCCUAUAGGAUCUAAUGCGCCACGAAUUAUGCCAGGUCAAAGACUUCCAAAGGGAAAUAAUGGUUCUCGCUCAAAACUUGCUGUUGCUGCUAAUUCUAUAUUUGGAUAA
Messenger RNA from Blepharisma stoltei, 2096 nucleotides. The record is from the annotation of a GenBank genome assembly. NCBI's taxonomy places the organism in Eukaryota, Ciliophora, Heterotrichea, Heterotrichida, Blepharismidae.